Molecule: messenger RNA, 1868 nt
Organism: Epinephelus fuscoguttatus (brown-marbled grouper)
Lineage: Eukaryota; Metazoa; Chordata; Actinopteri; Perciformes; Serranidae
Exons: 2
Coding region: 109-741 (210 amino acids)
Source: RefSeq, a predicted model, not a curated record
CUUGUUUUGCCAGUUGUAUUUACAAGGAAACAGUAACCUAAGAGUUGUCAAACCUACUCUCACAUAAGCACACAGAUCAGAUGCCCGUCUGCAGCAGAUGAAUGCAGGAUGAUGAAGACGUCAGGAAGAGUCACAAGUUGCUGUGUAGCUCUGUUCUUCGCCCUGACCUCUGUGACAGCUGUACAAAAGCUCCACUCAAUCAAUGGUUUAAAGAACAUCGACUUUGAGCAAUCCGUACCAAAACACAGUCUUGUGCUGCUCUACUGGUUUGCCAACACAGUCAACAUUGACAACAAUAAUGUCAUAUGGCUGACCUUUAACCCAAACGGAGAUUACGGCUCACAUCCUUAUUACAACGAAGAGAAUCUGUUGAGCUCACUCCCACGGUCUCUGGGAUACGAGUACUACACUAUUGGCAAUCUCCAUGAAGAAACGCCAGUGCCAUUUCCAUAUUACGUUUUCAAUCCCCCGAUCCCAGAAUACGUGGAAACAAACAGGGACAGGAUCAUCAUUCGUGUCAGGGAGCAGAACACUGGAUGGCGAGUAGACCAAGUGUACAUCACACAGCAUUACGACCCUUCUGAACAUCAGGGGACACCUUAUGAUCCAGCUCAUACCUACAGGAUCACCAAUAGGCUCUUGAGACAGAUCAGAGAGUUUUCUGUGGGACAAAACCAACAGCAACUGUUGCAUCUCAGAAACCGCUAUGGAAGCAACGCUGAUGAUUUCCGCAUGGGGUAACCUUGCUGGACUUGCACUGCUGUUGUUUAUUGUGAUUCAGGAAAAGUACUCCUCUACCCAAAACAACCGACACAGAAACGGAAGAAAUCACUUGGAUGAUGACUCUUCAGAGAGUGAGAGCAAUGAUUCUAGAGAUUUCAGAAACCAAGAUGAGUUUGUAGUGUAUUUCCACAAUGACGAAGAGGACCACCAAGCCAUCAGGAUGACUGGAAACAGAAAAUCAGGCGGUUACCACACUUUACAACCCCGGAAGAACACCCAGAGAUCACCGUGUUGUAUUUGUUGCAUUGUCUCCAUAAUUUUAUUUUUUCUGUGUAUUAUAGGAGCUCUUUUGUAUUAUCUUACGAAAAGAUAAACUAUUCAGACUUUGAUAAAAUACUGCACAUAAAGGCCUUUUGGGAAGUGUGUAAAUAUAACAAAUGAAGAUGUAAAAGUUGAUAUGGCAACACAUUAAGGUGCAAAAAGGAGCAAAUCCAAAAUAUAUACAAUACCAAAUUCAGGUGAACAGUAUGGCUCAUAAAAUAUAAACAGGUUAACAGCAGGGAUCUGUGUAGGUUGUGUUGCAUAAAGAUAUGUAUGUAAUGUAUCAAAUCUGAAGUAUAGGUGGUGUAAGAGUACAUAGUUAAUACAGAAUACUCAUGAUUAUGUCCUAAUGUCCCAUGAGUCAGUUGUGAGUAGUUGAGCUGUAAUCUGAAACAUCCGAUGUAGCUCUCCAUUUUGGAGAAAUAGCCAAGAAAAUCCCAAACUUCCUCACAUUAACCCCACUAGAGAAACUGGCAGUGAAGGGACAACAGCUCCUUUGGGAGCUAAAUAUGCAUCUACCUGCCUCAACCUGAAGGACUGACAGCGAAUAUCAUAUUGUAGUGGACUAUGUUGUAUUAUGUAGUAUCAAAAAUGGACUGCAGAAGUAUAAUUCAGAACCUGUACGUAGCACCUGUGUAUUAACUAUGUACAUGUAAUGAAUAAAUGUAAAAAUAUGAUUGUUAUUUUCUUUUAUCUUAUGUGAACUGCCUUGACACUGACAAUAUAUUUGCUUUAAAAAUACAGGAGUGCAUUUCAUUUAUGGUUUAAUAUUCUUCCGGUAAUGUUGGAAAUUCUGUGUUUAUUAAACUAUAAUGUAUCAGUCA